Molecule: messenger RNA, 1752 nt
Organism: Xylaria bambusicola
Lineage: Eukaryota; Fungi; Ascomycota; Sordariomycetes; Xylariales; Xylariaceae
Product: BcMKK1, mitogen-activated protein kinase
Exons: 4
Coding region: 241-1713 (490 amino acids)
Biological process (GO): protein phosphorylation
Molecular function (GO): protein kinase activity; ATP binding
Source: RefSeq, a predicted model, not a curated record
GCAUACCCGUGGCUGCAGAAGGCGUUGUGCGUACCGAACCUAAUAUCCCAUGUCUGAGCACAACUCAACAUCCCAGGCUCCUGAGCCUGUGGCACUCAAUGCAGUAGGGUCAAGAAAGAAGGAAUUUCCAUUGUCACAUAAUGCUGACUUUGUAUUCUACUCAAGGGCUCAACUGCCUCGCGUGACACUACUGCCGCAGCCCCUAUCGUGGGCACACCACCAACAUCAGCUCCCAUAGCCAUGAUGUCGUCCCCUGCUCCGCUACGACCAGCGCUCGGCGGCCGUCCUGGUGGUGCCCGGACUCCAAGACUAGGCUUAGCCAUUCCCCCAUCUCCUAAUGUGAAACCUGUUGGCGCGGCUAUGGCUGGGCCAACCCGACCACAGCUUACCGUCCAUGUCGCUACUCCUAUGGGCAGCACUGUUGCACCGUAUGAACAAACCAGAUCCUCUAUCCAGCCAGGCCAGUCAGCUAGCGGCGGUAGUGAGAGUAGUGCGGCACACUCAAGGUCGGGUAGCUUUGGGCCUUUGGAUGGGAGAGCGAGCAACCCUACAUCCGCAGGGUCUCAGUUUUCUGCAUUAUCCUUCGCCUCACAAUACGGCAUCGGAUCACGCCCACAGGGUACCCCUGAUCCGAUAUCCGCGGUUGGCUCCAUCUACUCGGAAAGAAGCGAAGGGGGCGUCGGAAUGGAACGAGAUGGAAGCAUGCAUGGCCUAGAAAGCAGCUUUGACAAACUAGCGCUCGACAAGGCUAGGACUGCCGAUGUCGAAGAGCUAGAUAGUGAUCAGAGUUGGAAACUUGCCAGCAUGGAGGGACGUAUUAUGGAGUUGGGUAGCCUUGGUGAAGGUGCUGGAGGGGCAGUCACUCGAUGCCAACUCAAGGGGGGAAAGACAAUUUUUGCGUUAAAGGUUAUCACUACCAACCCUAACCCUGACGUAAAAAAGCAGAUUUUUAGGGAGAUAAAGUUCAACAUGGGCUGUGCAUCGGAGCAUAUCUGCCGCUAUUACGGAGCUUUUGUUGAUGCUGCAAAUGGUACGAUUUCUAUUGCCAUGGAGUUCUGUGAAGGUGGAUCUCUCGACAGCAUCUACAAGGAGGUCAAGAAACUCGGUGGCCGGACAGGAGAGAAAGUCCUUGGUAAGAUUGCAGAAGGUGUGUUGAGUGGUCUGACCUAUUUGAACGACAAGAAGAUCAUGCAUCGCGAUAUUAAACCCUCGAAUAUUCUACUCUGUCGCACUGGCGAAGUGAAGCUCUGCGACUUUGGCGUGUCUGGUGAAUUCGGCACUAAGGGUGACGCCAACACUUUCAUCGGCACUAGCUAUUACAUGGCGCCGGAGAGAAUCACGGGUCAAAGCUAUACCAUCACCUCUGAUGUCUGGUCUACCGGCGUUACACUCCUUGAAGUAGCACAGCACCGCUUCCCAUUCCCUGCCGAUGGGACAGAAAUGCAACCUAAAGCCGGUUUAAUAGAUCUUUUGACAUACAUUGUACGGCAGCCGAUACCAAAAUUAAAGGAUGAGCCGGACGCCAACAUUUACUGGACUGAUGGCUUCAAAUACUUCAUCGAAUGCUGCCUAGAAAAAGAACCAACUCGUCGCGCAACUCCUUGGAGGAUGCUUGAGCACCCUUGGAUGGUUGAAAUGCGUGGUAAGCGAGUUAACAUGCAGAAAUACCUGUCUCAAGUAUGGGGUUGGGAUGAAGUCGAGACGAAAUCAUGAGAGCUCCCUCGUCAAAACACAGAGGUUAUCAAUUCGUUA